AUGGAGGAUCACAAAACGUUAGAAGAGAUAUCAAUUGAAAUGUCGGUGGAUGGUACUGGCACUGAAGACAUAUCGAACGAACCUGCUAGAAAAAUGCCUGAACUGAGAGUCAACACGGCUCGAUCCGACGAUUCCGAGUGCAAAACAUCGUCGUCGUCGUCAGGACGGAAGAAACGCUUCCUGAGCCCGUCUGAAACGCUUGUGAAAACGUUUAGUCCAAUCGUAUCACCAGCGAUUAUUGCUGCCAAGACUGUGAUUCCCAAGGUGGAACCUAUCAGCUUCAGAACCUUUUGUGGCUUGACCUUCAAAGUGGCCAUACCUGUCAUUCUUUAUAUCUUAUUAUUCACAACCAUGGGGUUUGGAGAAUCAUGUUUCUCUUAUUUGGCUGAAAUGUACGGAAAGUAUUCAGAAAUUGUUGGUGUGGGGACUGCUGCCUUUAUCCUGGCUCUGUAUAUGUUGGACUCUUCAUCCUGGAACUCAAAUACAGGAAAACAAAUUGCCGUGGCGUGUUGGAGCAUUGCAAUCGCUGGUAUCAUCGUCUUGAUUCUGCUUCUUGCAGAUAAAUUUCCAUAUGGGCCACUAGCAUUUUUUGCCACAGUGACGCCCCUGUGGCUGGUGGUGCUGAAGGGUGUCUCCUUUUCUGAACUUACAACACGGACGUAUAUUAGUUGGUUAUCUGGUCCGCUCUAUUUCACCAGCCUUCUCACGGGAGUUCUUUGGUUGGGUUGGACCUUCUUGAGAGAUGAGAACGAAUGGAAUAAUGUUACGAGGUUCACCUAUGCAGAUGAUUACGGAUGUCUGCCUGAUUUGGCCGAGUUUCCAGAGUGCGAGAGCAAGAUGUAUCCUGGAGAAGUCUGUGUGACUUAUUCAGAGGGAAUCUUUCAGUAUGAUACUGCUUCAACAGGAUUGGAUGCCUCCGCUGCCACCGCCGACGCACACUGCCCUCAGUCAUGCUCUCGAAUCUAUCACAACUGUCUGAACACAUUCAUUCUAUGGAUCGGCCCCCUCAUGACCAGUUUGAUCCUUCUUUUUCUCAGUUUCUUCACAACCUUUCUAAAGACCGACAUUGGCGAAAGAGACAUGAUCAACUUUGGAAAGCUCUGGCUGGUCUUGCUGUUUGCUGUUUGGGUGGCAUCUUCGCUUGCGGGAGUUGCUGCAGGGCUAACAUCGGCAUUGAUGGCACUAACGUUGGCUUCAUUUGUUGGUUCAGCAGUCUUUGUCAGUGCGUCGAUCAGCUAUUCAGAACAAAAGGACUAUGCCAAGUCGUUAAGGAACCGAGUGUUGGAAAAGUACGGAAGCCUCUUGGACAUCACCAAAGGUUUGGCUGUUGCCAUGUUAUCGCCUGCUUUCCUGGUCUAUCUUGGUCUUGAUAUUGUGAACCAAGCCGUGCGAAAAAUUGGCUUGAGGUGCUCCAAACAAUUCAAGACAGAGGAAGAGAAAUCAGAUAUCUUUACCCGGAAAGCAAGACGGCACAUUGAGGCCAUCCGAUCAUGGGAAAGAAGUACCGUAUUGACAUAUGCCAUCUACUGGGGAGGGGCUUUCUUUCUCAUGAAUGUUGCCGUUGCCAAAUUGACAGUCCUUUUCUUGUCAUGGCUCAUCCAAAUUACCAGCUCCUUUGGAUUGGGAGCUGUGACCGGAAUUAUGGUUGGCGUCGGUCUGCUCAUGUUUCUGUUGCCACCGGUGCCCGGAGUUCCAAUCUAUUUGACCUCUGGAAUUGUCAUGCUUGCAGCUGGACGUGAUGUACUUGGCAUUACUGGAUCCCUUGUGUAUGGGUGCUUUGUGUCUCUGAUAUUGAAGCUGUUGGCAUGCACACUUCAACAAAAAGUUAUCGGCGAAAACCUUGCAAACUUUGUUUCUGUGAGACGGCUGGUUGGGAUAAACUCGGACCUCAUCAAAUCCAUGAAACUGAUACUCAAUGAGCCGGGUAUGAGCUAUGCCAAAGUCGCAAUCUUGGUUGGUGGGCCCGACUGGCCCACUUCAGUCUUGUGUGGUCUGAUGAAGCUCGACUUGAUUCCAAUUCUAUUGGGAACAAUUCCAGUUGCAAUUAUCAUUGUUCCGACCCUUUUGACAGGUUCUUUCACCUAUAUGGCGUCACUGGAGCUAGAAAAUGGAGAAAAAGAGUUUCCUUGGGCUUCCGUCCUGAAAACAAUUAUGGCUGCCAUUUCUGCCAUGGUACAAAUCUCAGCAAUGAUCACCGCAGCUUACUUCCUAGAGCAAACGUCCUCCACAAGGAGAGAGGAGAUCGCUGCAUUGGAAGUGGAUAAAGAAGUGAAGGAACUUGAAGACAAAGACCAACGAUUCAAUGAAUGCUACAAAUUAGCUACGAAGUGGGCAGAUUUGCCAACAUUGCCGAAGGCGAUCUUGACGUUGGCUGUCUUAAGCAUGAUUUUCGCUUGCUAUAUGGUUCAACUGUUCUCUGCGGAUUGUUUCGCAACAUAUCAGCUGACCUAUACCAUUGAAGAAAAUUUGGAUGGAAACUGGCUAAACUUGAUUCUUCCUCUUGGAAGAAUAGCCAGCCUCUUAUUUUUUGUUUCCUGCGGCCUGCUGUUGGUGUACAUGCAAUGGGCAACCAAAGCGGCCAAAGAAAUUCUCACGGACGGGGUUGUCGAUAACGCACAUAGACCAGAUUCAGUCACAAAGUUGGAUAGCCCGAGUGAUGAAGAGAGCAAACAUGAAAUCAUACUUUCAAAAUGCUGA
Messenger RNA from Cylindrotheca closterium, 2697 nucleotides. Lineage: Eukaryota; Bacillariophyta; Bacillariophyceae; Bacillariales; Bacillariaceae. The record is from the annotation of a GenBank genome assembly.